AUGGACGCGGCGACGGAGGAAGAGGCGACGGUGGUGUUCGUGGUGGAGACGGCGGAGGGCGACGAACCGGCGGCGGAGGCGCGGGACGCGGUGAAGAUGAUUUUGAGGGAGGCGAAGGCGCGAAACGGCGACGGCGCGGGCGACGCGCGCGGGCGGAGGUACGCGACGGCGAUGGUCGGGGAUUGCGACAUCAUCGGCGAUCGCGCGGCGUAUCGGAGUAAUCAAAGCGUGGUCGAGGAUUGUAACGCCGUGGGGUUGGCCGUGGACGCGGCUUUGAGACGGUUUGGAUGGACGCGCGCGGCGGAGAGUUUGCGCGUGGACAAGUCGAAGGAGGACGACGACGCGUGGCGGCGCGGUCGAAGCGCCGCCGUCGACGCGUGGGUAGCUAAAUUGUAG
Molecule: messenger RNA, 396 nt
Organism: Ostreococcus lucimarinus CCE9901
Lineage: Eukaryota; Viridiplantae; Chlorophyta; Mamiellophyceae; Mamiellales; Bathycoccaceae
Exons: 1
Coding region: 1-396 (131 amino acids)
Source: RefSeq, a predicted model, not a curated record